Messenger RNA from Octopus sinensis (East Asian common octopus), 807 nucleotides. RefSeq names its product zinc finger protein 681-like. Gene Ontology annotation, molecular function: RNA polymerase II cis-regulatory region sequence-specific DNA binding; DNA-binding transcription factor activity. Gene Ontology annotation, biological process: regulation of transcription by RNA polymerase II. The record is from RefSeq and is a predicted model, not a curated record. Bases 1 to 807 code for a protein of 268 amino acids. NCBI's taxonomy places the organism in Eukaryota, Metazoa, Mollusca, Cephalopoda, Octopoda, Octopodidae. The transcript is spliced from 6 exons.
AUGAUUGCCAUAUCCAUAGCAGAAUAUCUUGUAUCUUAUGCGGACAAAAAUGGUUUUUACUUGAGAUCCAUCUUCAAUAUUCAUCAUCAUUUAAAGACUAAAAAUGGAUGUUUGAGAGAACAGAUACACCCUUGUUUAUAUCAAUCUCAGAGACAUUCCUUAGCUGCUCACAUAUGUAUUCAUACAGGAAAGAACCCAUUUGACAGUGAUAUCCAUGGUAAAUUAUUCAAUGAAACUAGUCACUUAAGUAAGCACAAAAGUCUUCCGACAGCAGGAAAGCUAUAUCACUGUGAUAUCUGUGAUAAGCCUUAUCAUUGUGACAUCUGUGAUAAAUCAUUCUCUCAGAGACAUUCCUUAGCUGCACACAUAUGUAUUCAUACAGGGAAGAAGCCAUUUGACAGUGAUAUCCAUGGUAAAUUAUUCAAUGAAACUAGUCACUUAAGUAAACACAAAAGUCUUCAGACAGCAGAAAAGCUAUAUCACUGUGAUAUCUGUGGUAGAUCAUUCUCCCAAAGUGGUAACUUAACUACACACAAACACAUCCAUACAGGAGAUAAACCGUAUCCCUGUGAGAUUUGUGGUAAAUCAUUCUCUCAAAGUGACUUCCCAUUUUCUGGAAAAUAUGUCGUAUCACUUCCUGUUGUUUUUAAAUCUUUUACUUUCAAUAAAUUUUGCAUGUCUAGUGACACAAAUACGGAGAGUUUCAGGAUAUUUGCUCAACAAAUAUCAGAUGACAUUGGCAUAGUAGAAAGUUUUAAAGACGAAAGGAAAGUCUUAUACACAAGAGAUAUAAACUUGUUUGUAUAA